AUGCACCCUGCUGCCAUCCUGAUACACGCUGCACUAGUAGCCAUCAUCCUAUUCUGCUCUCUGACCCUCGCCCAAAUCCCCACGCGUAUAAAUAUCAUUAUCAACGCAACACCAAGCGCCACACCUCCGGACAAACCCCUUCAUUGGGAGGUCGACUCCUUCCCCUCAUCCAUCGCACAGCUGAAAGAACCUCUUGAUCUCCCCACGCAUACAAAUGUCACUAUCAACGCAACAUCAAGCGCCUCACCUCCGGUCGAAAUCUUUCAUUGGGAGGUCGACUCUUUCCCUUCAUCCAUCGCACAGCUGAGAAAACCUCUUCAUCUGACCAGCUCACUUAUACCUGGCAAGAACCCUUUCGACAUUGUCGCCGAUCCCAUCCUAAAGAAAUCAAAAGGUCGGGUCCUCCGAUCGCUCUACCCAGCACACUCCUAUGCCUACUCAGGUGAUGAACAUGCUGCUUUCACGGCGGAGCCCCUUCCCAAGGAGGCCUUCUCAGGGCCCAAGAGCCGCUACAUCCGACUCGAGUACCAAAUGCUCUUCAAGCCCGGCUUUAACUGGGUCCUCGGUGGUAAGCUGCCCGGAAUCCUUCUCGGAAGCGAGCGAGGAUGCAAUGCCGGCUGCUCCGGAGGUGGCUCUGCCGAUAACUGCUUCUCGACCCGUAUGAUGUGGCGUCCUGAGGGUGAGGGCGAGCUCUAUCUCUAUGCUGCCAAAUCCGUUUACUUCCCGAAAGAAAAAGCAGAGACUUGUAAGCGAAGUCUGGACAAGAGGUCUCCCAAGGCCCUAUUCCUAUUGGAGCAGAGAGCCAUCAAUCCUUACCGAAUUCCCGAGGACGAGGACGAGUUCUCAAUCGAGAGCAGCUCUUCUGGAAUCGUUAAGCGUGCUAUGAGCGACGAUUGCUUGCAAGGCAUGGGCGUCAAGAUCAGCCCCGGAGCGCGUAACUUGUGUAACCCAGCCUUUGGAGUCUCGAUCGGUCGCGGUGGUUCCUUCAAGUUUAAGGCGGGCACCUGGCACAACAUCACUCAAAUCGUGCGGCUUAAUUCGAAGGGCAAGGCUAUCCGCGAUGGUUAUUUGGCUGUCUAUCUAGACAACAAGCCGGUGAUCCAGGCGGAAGGUCUGGUACUGCUCAAGAAUGGUUACGAACCCAAAAGCAAGACGCAGGAUAAUAUAGUCAAGUUCAAGUUCUCGUCCUUCUUUGGUGGUCACACCGCCAAGUACGCGACUCCAAACGCGCAGUGGAUCGCCUGGAAAGGCUUCAAGAUGGCUACCAGCGUGAACAACAUCUGGAAGUAG
Gamsiella multidivaricata is the source of this 1290-nucleotide messenger RNA. RefSeq lists its product as uncharacterized. Lineage: Eukaryota; Fungi; Mortierellomycota; Mortierellomycetes; Mortierellales; Mortierellaceae. The transcript has a single exon. The record is from RefSeq and is a predicted model, not a curated record. Bases 1 to 1290 code for a protein of 429 amino acids.